AUGGCGGACGCAGGUGCGAGGCCCGUCGAGGGCGAUACUGCCUCAGAGAAGACCCGUGAGGUGGAGACGUCCAACAGCUCCACGCGGACCUUGACUCCGAGAGAAAGCGACGAGCGGCAGCAGAAGAAGUCAUCCGAGGAGAAGCCCAUCGAACCCGAAAUUGAGAGCGAGAGACCAACAGAAAAGGCAACAGUUCAGUCCUCGGCGAUAUCAGCAAACGAGAGCCAUAACGAUGUGGCCAAGCAGCCAGACGUCGACGACGACGUCGAUGAAAAGGCCGAUAUCGAAGGGGGACCAUCCACGGGGCCCCCGCCCGUUUUCGAUGAAGCCGAGGAAAACUUCAAGCCGAAAACCAUUACCUUUUGGCUCGUCAUUCUGUCCAACUUUGUAGCAAUGUUUCUCGUUGCUCUGGACCGCACAAUCAUUGCCACGGCCAUCCCACGCAUCACUGAUGAGUUUCAAAGUCUUGGCGAUAUCGGCUGGUACGGUUCAGCGUACAUGCUCACGACUGCGGCCUCGCAAUUGGUGUUUGGUAGAAUCUACAAGUUUUACAGCCUGAGGGGAGCAUUUCUUGGAAGCAUCCUCAUCUUUGAGAUUGGUUCGCUAAUCUGCGGUGUGGCGCCGAGCUCGUCGGUGCUCAUUGCGGGCAGAGCCAUUGCCGGUGUUGGUUCGGCUGGCAUCUUUACGGGAGCGAUGAUGGUCAUGAUUCCCAUGAUCCCGCUGCACAAGAGACCCAUGUUCCAAGGCAUCUUUGGCAUGGUGUUCGGUCUGGCGUCUGUCAUUGGACCCUUGGUUGGCGGUGGCUUCACGAGCAACGUCACAUGGAGAUGGUGCUUCUACAUUAACCUCCCUAUUGGAGGCGUGGCGUUCGUCUUUUUGUUCUUCAUGCUCAAGGCUCCCAGGCGGCAGCCUCAAGAGCCGGCUACGCUGUUCCAACACUUUAAGCGCCUCGACCCCUUGGGAACGUUCUUCUUCGUCCCCUCCGUGGUAUCCCUCCUUCUGGCGCUCGAGUGGGGCGGAUCAGAGUACGCGUGGAACGACGGCCGCAUCAUCGCCUUGUUUGUCGUUUUCGGCAUUGGCUUCAUGGCCUUCGCUGCCGUGCAGGUCUUUAUGCCCAAGACCGCCACUGUGCCUGUCAGGAUCAUCAAACAAAGAACCAUGCUGGCGGGUGCCUUCUUCAUGCUGUUCUUGGCCGGCUCGAUGAUGCUGGCCGUGUACUACCUGCCCAUCUGGUUCCAAGCUGUGCAGGGAGCCAACCCGGUCAACUCGGGAAUCUACACCAUCCCUCUCGUCCUCAGCAUCGUGGUAUCCUCCAUCAUCUCCGGUGGCGCGACGCAAAAGAUUGGAUACUACGUCCCGUCCAUGAUCCUCUGCCCCUGCAUCAUGUCCGUGGGCCUGGGCCUGAUGAGCACUUUCCAACCAGGCAUCAGCUCCGGCCACUGGAUCGGCUACCAGUUCCUGACCGGAUUCGGCCUGGGCUUCGGCAUGCAGACCGUUGGGCUCGCGGUACAGGCGGUUCUCCCCAAAGAGGACGUGUCGACCGGCGUCUCCAUCAGCUUCUUUGCCCAGCAAUUGGGAGCCGCAGUCUUCGUCUCCGUUGGGCAGUCCAUCCUCAGCAACCUGCUCGUGUCGGAGCUCUCGGGCAUCCCGGGGCUGUCUGCGCAAGCCAUCGUCAACACUGGCGCCACCAACCUGCACACUGUUGUGCCGGCGCAGUUCUUGGACGUGGUUGUCCGAGCGUACAACUACGCCUGCACGCGCAUCUUUUUGGCCGGCAUGGGGCUGUCUCUCGCGACGCUCAUCUGCGCCUUGUUUAUGGAGUGGAAGAACAUCAAGAAGAACAAGAAGCAGCAGCGGGCCAAGCAGCGUGUCAGCCAGCUGAGGCCAGGAGACAUGGGCGCGUAG
Messenger RNA from Colletotrichum abscissum, 1905 nucleotides. Its product is annotated as major facilitator superfamily transporter. Gene Ontology annotation, cellular component: plasma membrane. The transcript has 4 exons. The record is from RefSeq and is a predicted model, not a curated record. Gene Ontology annotation, biological process: transmembrane transport. Gene Ontology annotation, molecular function: transmembrane transporter activity. NCBI's taxonomy places the organism in Eukaryota, Fungi, Ascomycota, Sordariomycetes, Glomerellales, Glomerellaceae. Bases 1 to 1905 code for a protein of 634 amino acids.